Emys orbicularis (European pond turtle) is the source of this 798-nucleotide messenger RNA. RefSeq names its product activator of basal transcription 1 (gene ABT1). Gene Ontology annotation, cellular component: nucleolus. The coding region runs from base 1 to 798 and encodes 265 amino acids. The transcript is spliced from 3 exons. The record is from RefSeq and is a predicted model, not a curated record. Gene Ontology annotation, biological process: endonucleolytic cleavage in ITS1 to separate SSU-rRNA from 5.8S rRNA and LSU-rRNA from tricistronic rRNA transcript (SSU-rRNA, 5.8S rRNA, LSU-rRNA); endonucleolytic cleavage in 5'-ETS of tricistronic rRNA transcript (SSU-rRNA, 5.8S rRNA, LSU-rRNA); small-subunit processome assembly. NCBI's taxonomy places the organism in Eukaryota, Metazoa, Chordata, Testudines, Emydidae. Gene Ontology annotation, molecular function: RNA binding.
AUGCUGGAGGAGCCGCAGGAGGUGGGCGAGGACGGAAGCCUCCUGGGGGCCGGGCAGGAGGUGGGCGAGGAGGGGAGCCCCCCACCUGGAACCCCCGACCCUCCCCAGGGUAAGAAGAUCGUGCCGGGCAUCGUGUACCUAGGGCACAUCCCGCCCCGCUUCCGGCCCCGGCACGUCCGAAACCUACUCAGCGUCCACGGGGAGGUCGGACGCAUCUUCCUGCAGCCCGAGGAGCGGUUCGUCCGGCAGAGGAAGAAGAAAGCUGGCGCCAAGGCCAAGAACUACACGGAGGGCUGGGUCGAGUUCAGGGACAAGCGCGUGGCGAAGCUCGUGGCCGCCAGUCUGCACAACACGCCUAUGGGCACCCGCCGGCGCAGCCGCUUCCACUACGACCUGUGGAACAUCAAGUACCUGCACCGGUUCAGGUGGCCGCACCUGAGCGAGCGCCUGGCCUACGAGCGGCAGGUCCGGCAGCAGCGCCUGCGGGCUGAGAUCUCCCAGGCCAAGCGCGAGACCAGCUUCUACCUGCGCAGUGUGGAGACCAGCCAGCGCUUCGCCCGCCGGGCCGCUGCCGCCCCUGCCGGUGCCGAGGAGAAGAGCUGGGGCUUCGUCCAGCGCCCCACGGAGGAGGAGAUCCAGUGGCGCAAGGCAGGCGCGGGCGGGCGCCGGCUCCGUGGGCAGCUGGCCAAGGCCCGGGAGAUCCAGUUGAAAUCCCAGACCAGCCGCUCCUUGCUGGCCAAGAUCUUCAAUGCCGCGGACGCUGCCUCUGAGGAGGCACCAGGGGGCCCGGAUCUGUAG